Molecule: messenger RNA, 1138 nt
Organism: Racocetra persica
Lineage: Eukaryota; Fungi; Glomeromycota; Glomeromycetes; Diversisporales; Gigasporaceae
Source: the annotation of a GenBank genome assembly
GAAGUAAUAUUUGCCAUUGACCAGGUAGCCAGCAAAAGUGAUAAAUCAAUACUAGGACGUUAUGGCAAUACUACUAUUUUGACCGUUUUAAUAGCCAAAGAAUUAACCAAAAAUAUUAAUUCUUUUUUUCCGUUAACUAUUGCCGUAGAAGAAAAAUUUUACGCGGUAGGUCGUAUUCCGGCCGGGUUUAACAAACGUGAAGGAAAAUCUAGUUACGAUGCUGUUAUUAUUGCCCGCUUGAUUGACCGUUCUUUACGAAGUUUUUUUCCCUUGGGAGCCCACCAAGAAGUGCAAAUAAUUAAUCAUAUUCUUUCUGUUGACCCGGCUUCCACAGUGAUUAGUAGCGAGUUUGCCGGCGAGUUAGUGGUUAGUGCUACCAAGGAAAAGAUUGUUAUGCUCGAAGUCGAAGCCCCCGAAACUACGGAAGAAGCUUUAAUUUCGGCAGUUGCGGCCGCACACCAAGAAAUUCGUUACUUAAUCGGCUUUUUUGAAUAUAUUGCUAAUAGUUUGAGAGUUAAGAAAAUUAAACCGGAAAUUACGGAGCCAAAACAAGCAAGCACGCAGCAAAACCCUUCGCAGAAAGAAGAAGAGAUAAUUGAGGAGUUGCAAAAAAUCACGGAUACUAAUUUAAAAAAAUUAAUGAGCGAGAUGCAAGUUUCUCAGCAACGGCGCCUUGAUGGCCGUAAUUUUGAUACUAUUCGUCCGCUGAAAAUUCAUCUGGAUUACUUAUCUGCGGUGCACGGCAGUGCUUUGUUUGCUCGCGGCAACACCGAAGUGCUGGCAGUAACCACCGUCGGGAAAACGAGUGAAAAACAAGUCGUAGAUAACAUCUUUUCUCGUUCCUACAAGCACUUUAUUCAUCAUUAUAAUUUUCCUAAUUUCGCGGUGAAUGAGUUGGCAGGUUAUCGUAAUGUUUCCCGUCGCGAAAUCGGGCACGGAGAACUAGUUGAAAAAACUUUUACUUACUUGGUUCCUCCGCUAACUUCUUUUCCUUAUACGGUGCGGGUAGUCUCCGAAGUUCUGGCUUCGGACGGUUCUUCUUCGCAAGCCGCGAUUUGUGCUACUUCUUUGGCCCUAAUGACUACCGGAGUCCCUUUAAUUAGACCGGCUGCUGGAAUAGCCCUGGGUCUUUUUGCUG